ACGGAAUUCAAAAUUUCGUUUGUAUACAUUUCAAAUACGAUUUGUUUUUUUUACUUCUUUUUCUUCGUGUUGUUUCCUUUUGAAAGCGAGAGUUUGUGUAACACAGUGUGUGUGUGUUUUUAUUCCUUUUCGUCCUUUUUAUAUUUUCUAACUACAAAUUGAAUAACGCGUUUUACGGGAAAAUGAAAAAAAUUACUAUUAUUUAUUUAUAUUUAAUAACAAGAUUUUUUUGUAAAAUUAAAGAAAUGUAUAUUUUGUAAAUAGUUUCUUCAUUUUUUGGUGUUGUUAUUUUUCCAAUACUCAGUGCAUUUUUCCCCAAACACAUUAAUUUUUACUAAGGUUGCAAGGCAAUUGAAAUACAAUGUAGUUGAAAGUCAACUAUGUUUAUUACAAAGGGAGGAGCCCCAUUCCAAUUCGAACGUACAAAGAUGCUACGUAGUUACGCAUAGUUGGAAAUUUGUGUUGAAGUGUAUAUAAAACAACAACUAUAAAGUAAAAAGAACUAAAAAGAAUUAAAAUAGAAAGAGCAGAAAAUUAAUAAAAACAUUUUAUAGAAAGCUUAAAAAAUUCAACGAAGUAUACAUAUUUAAAAAAAUACAAGAAAACAUCAAAACUACAAAGUGUUUUGUUCUCAAAAAAAAAAAAAAAAAUUAAAUAAAAUAAUAAUAAUUAUAAAAAGACUAUAGCAAAUCUUUAAAUAUAUCAAAAAUUUCAAACAUCGGAAAAAUCUUAAACUAAAUCAGACAAUUCAGACAGUCACACACAUCGUUAUUUUUAGCGGGUUUAACCAAAUUAAACUUUAUAAUUUCAUAUUUUUUAUUUUCUUCUAAAAGUCUACGAACACACGAUUACGACUAUCCCGAAUCCGAAAUGGAUGAUCGAGAAAGUUUAUAUUUUGAUACAAUAUCAUUAGCCGAUUCAGAAGCGGCAGCAGCAGCUGCUGCUCAUCGUAAAUCUUUAUCACAAUCCCGCAAUACAAUCUAUCAUUCUGCGGUAGAUUUGGCAGGUGACGAAACACCCUCCCGCAGGACGGGUAGUAUGCGUGAAAAUGGUCAUAAAGCAAGAUCAUCAUGGAAUCCAAAUUAUAGACACUCUACACCAUUAGAUCAAUAUAUGCCACCAAAUAUGAAUGGUGGUCUGGCUGGUGGUGGAGGUAUAGCGGGUGCUGGUGGAGGAGGAGCAGGUUUUUUGGGGGGUGGUGAUUAUACAGACGCUGUUUUAGCUGCACAGGUAAUGGCUCUACAAAAUGGUCGUGCUAAUUAUAGUGCUGGUAAUGGUGCCGGUGAUACAUCACUACAAGUGGCCAAUGAUAUGGAGGUCUCUAGGCGACUCUUACAGAAUAGUACACAAACUAGUAAAGAUAAGAAAUUGCCAAUUACGUACUCCCAGUGGAAAUUUAGGACAAGACGCCGCUUCCAAGAUGGUCAACGUAGUGUUGAUUUUGUUUUGGCCUUUAGCGGUGCCGAUCACAAGUUGGAUAAUAUUAAGAAACGUGAAAUUUUCGAGGCAAAUUUAGAGAAGGAAGGCCUUCACCUAGAACGUGAUAAUACUCAACGUAUACAUUUCAUUAAGAUUCAUGCCCCCCAUGAAGUGUUGUGUCGUUAUGCUGAAAUUCUUAGAAUUAAAUUGCCAAUGAAAAAGAUACCCGGUCAAGAUCAAAUCUAUGCUGAAGAAUUUGAAUUGAGUGAGAGUGUAAGAUCGUGUUGUGCGAAAAUAUUUAAAUCUGUCCAACUUAAUCCAGAGAAAUUUCCACCUAAACCAAAACGUAUUUAUUUUGAAUUUCAACGUAACUAUGAGCAUUUAUUCGAUUUCGAACAACCAAAUUUCUUUGAUGCGGGUACACGGAAUUAUAUUAUUAAUUUUAUAUUGGAACGACAAAAUUUCGUAGAAGGUGAAGAAACACCAGAUAAUUUAGGCAUAGAGAAGUUAUUGGCCGAUGGUGUUUAUGAGUCGGCCUACACAUUACAUGAUGAUACUGAUCGUGAUUUAUUGUUAAGUGAGUGGGCCAAUUUAAAGAAAUGGAAACAUUUACAACCUUUGGAUAGUAUAAAGGAGUAUUUUGGUGCCAAGGUGGCAUUAUAUUUUGCCUGGUUGGGUUUUUAUACACACAUGCUGAUACCAGUUAGUAUAAUUGGAAUUUUAUUUUUUAUAUACGGUUUUGUAACUUGGAACUCAGAUCCCAUAAGUCGAGAAAUUUGUAAUGAUAACAAUGCAACCUUAAUGUGUCCGCAAUGCGAUCGUAAUUGUGAUUAUUGGCAGCUAAAGGCCACAUGUAAUUCAUCGAAAAUAAAUUAUUUAAUAGACAACAAUAUUACAGUGGUAUUUGCUUUUGUAAUGUCGAUAUGGGCCGUUUUAUAUCUUGAACUUUGGAAACGUUAUUCUGCUAGACUGGUGCAUAGAUGGGGUCUUACCGGCUACACACACGAUGUAGAGCAUCCUAGACCUCAAUAUUUAGCAAAAUUACGUAAAAAUAAGAAACUGGCAGAUAAACUGGAACAUGAGAACAGUGUAUUUGAGCCAGAUGUGCCUUUUUGGACCACAAAGUUCCUUCCCAGUUUUACCAGUUAUAGUAUUAUGGUUUUAUUUAUAUGCAUAUCAAUAAUUGGCAUCUUUUCCAUGGUGGUCUAUCGCAUGGCUCAGCGUGCUUCGCACAGCAUCUUUGGCAAUGAGGAUUCAAUGACCUAUAAAAUUAUGUUUUUACCCAUGACGGCUGGUGUUAUCGAUCUAAUACUGAUUUCCAUACUUGACUAUAUUUAUGGUUCCUUAGCGGUAACGCUCACAAAUUGGGAGUAUUGUCGCACCAAAUCUGAAUACGACGAAAGUUUGACGAUCAAGAAUUAUGUUUUCCAAUUUGUAAAUUACUACUCUUCACUCUUCUAUAUUGCUUUCCUUAAAGGAAAAUUUGUUGGUUAUCCCGCAAAAUAUAAUCGUAUACUGGGCUUCCGUCAGGAAGAAUGCAACCCUGGUGGAUGUCUUAUGGAACUGUGUAUGCAAUUAGUCAUUAUUAUGGUGGGUAAACAGGCUGUGAAUGCAAUUGUGGAAAUGUUGAUACCAUAUUUGACCAAGACUUUUAAGAAAUUUGGCACUCGUUGUGGUAUGCGUAAAAAGAAUAACGAGGAAAAAUUGGUGUCGUGCAAUCAAUGGACGGAGGAUUAUCAUUUGAUACCGUGGACGAAUCAUUCGAUGUUUCUAGAGUACUUAGAAAUGGUUCUCCAAUACGGCUUUAUAACUCUAUUCGGUUUAGCCUUCCCCCUAGCGCCUCUAUUAGCCCUUAUCAAUAACAUCAUUGAAGUGCGAUUGGAUGCCAUAAAAAUGUUGAAAUUCAUACGUAGACCCGUUGCUGAAAGGGCACAUGACAUCGGUGUUUGGUUUAGUAUUAUGACUGUGGUAACAAAAAUUGCCGUAGCUUCAUGUGCUAUGAUUAUUGCCUUCUCAACAAAUCUUAUACCAAAACUAGUCUACAAAACUGCCACACAUGAUGAGACACUUGAAGGCUAUCUAAACUUUACCUUGGCUUAUUUUAAUACCAAAGAUUUUCAAAUUCAACCGCUGAUAGUGGGAUCGCCCUAUACGAAUGUGACUUCUUGUCGUUAUACAGAAUUUAGAAAUCCACCAUGGGAUGAAAAUCCCUAUAAAAGGCCCAUGAUAUAUUGGAAAAUUUUGACGGCUAGAUUGGCAUUUAUAGUGGUGUUUCAGAAUAUUAUUGGAGUGUUACAAACUAUUAUAGCUUGGGCUAUACCCGAUGUCUCGGGUAAGCUACUGAAACGUAUUAAACGGGAAAACUUUUUGUUGCGUGAGCAUAUCAUUGAGUAUGAAAAGAUUAUGGCCCAAAAAGCAGCUGCCAAAAAACUUGUAGAUAAAGCUCACACCGUGGCUUCCAAUAUAUUAAAAGGUGUCAAUAAUACUUUAAAUAAUAGUGGAUUUUCAGAUCCCAUCGAAGAGGAAGAUGAUGAAGGAGUACAGCUACGUAAACGUAACGCCAAUGCCAACAACAAUGCAAGUGAUCAUGUUUUAGAUCAUGAUCACAUAACACCAGUGUAGUUUUAAUAAAGUGGAACUAGUUUUUAAGUCACAAGUUUUAUAUUUUUUCAAAGGAUUGUUGAACAUUAUUUGUUUGCUAUAAUUUUAUAAGAAUUAAUGUAAAAAAACUUUAAUUUAUUUUAAAAACAUACAAGUGUUGUUGUAAGCGUAACAAAUUCUAAAUAAUUUCUGUAUUUUAAGUUUUUCUUACUUAUGUUUAAAUUUUAAAUAUUUUAUUUAUUUUUUAAAAUAUUUUUAUUUAGUAUGUACUUAAAGUACUAAAAUUAAACGUUAACAUAAUAAUACAGAAUUGUUAUUUAAUUAUAAACAAAAUAUAAAAAAUACAUAUUUAUUUUAAUUUGCCUUGGAAAAACAGUACGAACAAAUUUUGUACACACA
Messenger RNA from Lucilia cuprina (Australian sheep blowfly), 4419 nucleotides. Its product is annotated as anoctamin-2. Lineage: Eukaryota; Metazoa; Arthropoda; Insecta; Diptera; Calliphoridae. The record is from RefSeq and is a predicted model, not a curated record. Bases 871 to 4041 code for a protein of 1056 amino acids. Gene Ontology annotation, biological process: chloride transmembrane transport. The transcript is spliced from 13 exons. Gene Ontology annotation, molecular function: chloride channel activity; protein dimerization activity. Gene Ontology annotation, cellular component: plasma membrane.